AGAAAAGAAUUUUUAUAUUUUUUAAUACUUUACCAAUUCACAAAACAAAUUAUAACAGAGAAUGAAGAACUGGGCAAAUUUGCUGUUGAUAACCAUGCUUGUGCUUCUGCAAAAUAUGGCCGUGGAAUCUCAAGGUGACGAACCUCGUGCAUUUUACUUUAUUCAGCAGUGGUUACCAUCAUACUGCAAUCAAGAAGGGACACCAUGCUGCUAUCCAACAACAGGAAAGCCAGGAGCAAACUUCACAAUAUAUGGGCUUUGGCCUUACAAUGAUAAUGGUGUUUCCCUUGAAAAUUGUCCUGGUGCAAGUUUUGAUGUGGGCCCGCUUAAAGCCAUUGAGAGCAUGCUAGAGCAAGAAUGGCCAACAUUUACAUGCCCACAAAUCGGAAGAAAGUUCUGGCUCCAUGAAUGGAACAAACAUGGAGCAUGCUCUAAAUCAGUCCUAGAAGAAAUACAAUAUUUUGAGGCGGCUCUAAACCUCAAGAACAAGUUCAACAUCCUGCAAAUCCUGGGAAAAGCCAACAUCUACCCAGAUAAUGAGUUAUACCCACUUGAGACAAUAAAAGAUGUUCUGUUCCAGGCCACAGGACUUCAACCAUUGAUAUAUUGUAACCGUGAUUCUGAAGAGAACAGUCAGAUUUGGCAGAUUUUACUGUGUGUGGAUAAAACUGGGAUGGAACUCGUUAACUGUUCUAAUGUUCCUGAUGGACAAAGGGAAUGUACUUCUACCAUUAAGUUUCCAUCUUAUUAAUUUGGAAAAUUUAAUGGACUGAUUAUGAGUUUUUAGCUUUUUCAUAAUUUUUUUUAAAAAAUUCAUGUAGGACAUUGAAUUUUUAA
Messenger RNA from Amaranthus tricolor (Joseph's coat), 837 nucleotides. Its product is annotated as ribonuclease 1-like. The coding region runs from base 62 to 751 and encodes 229 amino acids. Gene Ontology annotation, cellular component: extracellular region. Lineage: Eukaryota; Viridiplantae; Streptophyta; Magnoliopsida; Caryophyllales; Amaranthaceae. Gene Ontology annotation, biological process: RNA catabolic process. The record is from RefSeq and is a predicted model, not a curated record. Gene Ontology annotation, molecular function: RNA binding; ribonuclease T2 activity. The transcript is spliced from 3 exons.